This is a messenger RNA of Phytophthora nicotianae INRA-310, 660 nucleotides long. RefSeq lists its product as hypothetical. Bases 1 to 660 code for a protein of 219 amino acids. NCBI's taxonomy places the organism in Eukaryota, Oomycota, Peronosporomycetes, Peronosporales, Peronosporaceae. The transcript has a single exon. The record is from RefSeq and is a predicted model, not a curated record.
AUGAGCUCUCCGUGCGUCGUACCUGUGUCUCCUGUGGCCGCGCUCAAGCGCGCUCGCAGCGCCGACGACGACCUGCGUCUCCUCAAGGUUAGCAAGCAGGCCAGCAAUACCUCGCCGCACUCUCCACGCGCCAUGGCCGCUGCCGUGUUGGCUCAGCGUCAGCAACAGAUUCUACAGCAUCAGAUGCAGCAGCAACAGACUCAACACCAGGAGGCCGUGUCGCCCUUCGUGCUAGCCUGCGGGAACAUUCGCUACGCCAUCACCUUCAUCCAGAACUCGCGCCGCCACGCACUGGCCCUGUGCCUGCAGAACCAGUGGGAGCGUGCGCUUACUGUCCUCGAGAAGAUCGAGCGUGCUAACGACAAGAUCUCACGCCAGCGCCGCACCAAGGUGCGCGAGCAGGCCAAUGCCAACCCCGACCGCAUUUUCGACGCGCAGGCCAUUCCGGCGCACCCGCCGCAAGUGCCCUCGCCCGUUAAGGCCCGCAAGCCCAAGCGCAGCGUGCGCUUCAGCGACGAUGUGCAAGUUGCUGAGGUUGAAAUGGUCGACCGUUCACCCGCCCCCAUGCCUAUGCUUAUGCGGGAUGAGAUCCUGGUGCUGCGUGCCUCACGCCCGAUCCCGCUCCGCAACUUCUCCGAGUUCUGGAGCGCCUCGUCCUAG